Molecule: messenger RNA, 1545 nt
Organism: Lathyrus oleraceus (garden pea)
Lineage: Eukaryota; Viridiplantae; Streptophyta; Magnoliopsida; Fabales; Fabaceae
Exons: 2
Coding region: 1-825 (274 amino acids)
Molecular function (GO): 3'-5'-RNA exonuclease activity; nucleic acid binding
Source: RefSeq, a predicted model, not a curated record
AUGUACCAAGUCAGAUUCCAUAAUGAAGCUCCACUUAUUCGAAUUGAGCAAAGAGAUGAGCCUGCUUACUGUCAGCUGAUUGAAGAAGAAACUGAUGAUGAGCUUGGUCCUUAUUCAGCUGGGAAUGUUCCCGAAUCCAGCCGUCGUUUAGGCAGUGAGUUUCUUGAGCGCUCCAAUGAAUUUCACAGUAAACCUGCUUAUCACCAUGACUACAGUGCCUGGACAGCCUGCCAUUUUAAUCCUCACAAGCUGCAGCAGUGUCAAAUGAAUGCUUUUGAGAGCCACUUUUAUCCUUAUCCUGUCGAGAACCAGCUCCAGUGUGUUCCAAUUAAUAUGUUAUCUCAGGGUUACUCGCGGGAGCAAUAUCAAGAAUUUCAGUAUUUUGUGGUCAUAAACUUUGAGGCAACCUGUGAUAAGGAUAAAAAUCCCCAUCCUCAAGAAAUAAUUGAUUGUCCAUCUGUCAUAGUGAGUAGUGUCACUGGUCAGUUGGAAGCAUGUUUUCAAACUUAUGUGAAGCCUACCUGCAAUCAGCUUCUGAGUGACUUCUGCAAGGAUCUGACCAGUAUCCAGCAAAUUCAGGUAGACAGAGGUGUUACAUUGAGUGAGGCUCUACCGAGGCAUGACAAAUGGCUCGAGAAAAAGGGAAUAAAGAAUGCCAACUUUGCUGUGGUUACAUGGUCUAGCUGGGACUGUCGUGUGAUGCUUGAAUCUGAGUGUCGUUUCAAGAAAAUACGAAAGCCACCUUAUUUCAACCGCUGGAUCAACUUGAGAAUUCCUUUCAGCGAGGUAUUUAAUGAUGUGAAGGGAAAUCUUAGAGGAGUUUGAAUAAGAAUUGUAGCUAAGCCGUCUGCCGAAUUUGUUGUCGGAAUACUUGCAACUUGGUUUAGCGGAGGUGUUGCUGUACCACUUGCACUCAGCUAUCCAGAAGUAGAGCUCUUGUAUGUGAUGAAUAAUUCGGAUGUGUCUGCAAUACUAAGUACUGAAGAUCAUAGUGAGUCAAUGCAAAACAUUGCCAACAAAACAUCUUCUCGGUUUUUUUUUCAUAUUCCGCCCGUUCCUAAUAAGUCCUCCGAGAAGAGCAACAACGGACAUUCAAAAAAUGGAGAAAGUGAUGCAGAUAGAAUUUUCCUGGAAAACAUUGAAAGAUCAAGUGAAAAUCCAGCACUGAUUUUGUACACUAGCGGGACAACAGGUAAACCUAAGGGAAUUGUUUAUACACACAGAAGCAUCCUUGCUCAGGUCCAAGCCUCGACAAAAGCAUGGGAGUACACAUCAACUGACCGGUUUUUGCAUUGUCUACCAUUACAUCAUGUCCAUGGGCUUUUCAAUGGUUUAUUCGCCCCUCUCUACGUCGGUUCCACAGUUGAGUUUUCUUCCGAAAUUUAGUGUCAGUGGAAUUUGGAAGAGAUGGUGUGAGUCAUAUCCAACUGAAGGAUAUGAGGCUGAUGAUGCUAUAACUGUACUCACCGGAGUUCCAACUAUGUACACUCGAUUAAUACAAGGUUAUCAUGCCAUGGAUCCAGAGCUGAGAGCCACUUCUGCAUC